Messenger RNA from Elaeis guineensis (African oil palm), 1162 nucleotides. RefSeq names its product homeobox-leucine zipper protein HAT1. Gene Ontology annotation, molecular function: sequence-specific DNA binding; DNA-binding transcription factor activity, RNA polymerase II-specific. Lineage: Eukaryota; Viridiplantae; Streptophyta; Magnoliopsida; Arecales; Arecaceae. The record is from RefSeq and is a predicted model, not a curated record. Gene Ontology annotation, cellular component: nucleus. Gene Ontology annotation, biological process: regulation of DNA-templated transcription.
CUCAAAUCUAAUCCAUUCUCUCUCACUUUCUUUUCUUUUCUUACUUCUUCCCUUUCUGAAGAGAGAAAGGAGAAGGCCCAAAAGAACUUGAGACGAAAGAUGAUGCAAGAAAAGGUUGAUCUAGGCCUUAGCUUGAGCCUCCACCCUUCUCAAAAUACCUUCCCCCUGCCUUCUUCCACCCCCUCUUUUUCCCCAUUCCCCCUCUACCAAAAGCCACAAUGGAAUAAUCUUCUAAUUCCUUCUUCAGCAGAGGCGGCGCAGCCAAUGCUGAAGGGGAUCGAUGUGAACCGGAAGCCAGCAAUGGAGAGUCUUCUUAAUGCGGAGGAGGAGGAGGAGGGGGAGUCGUCACCCGAUAGCACGCUUUCGAGUGUGAGCGAGAAGAGGAGUACUGAAAGGGAUCCAUUUUGCAACGGUGAGGUUCAUGGGCUUGAGAGGACGGGCUCGAGAGGAGUCAGUGAUGAGGAGGAUGGAGAGGGCUCACGGAAGAAGCUCCGGCUCUCCAAGGAGCAGUCUGCUGUUCUUGAGGAGUGCUUCAAGGAGCACAACACCCUCAAUCCGAGGCAGAAGAUUGCGUUGGCAAAGCAACUCAACCUGAGGCCAAGGCAGGUGGAAGUGUGGUUCCAGAACAGAAGAGCAAGGACCAAGGUGAAGCAGACUGAGGUGGAUUGUGAGUACUUGAAGAAGUGGUGUGAGAGGCUGACACAAGAAAACAGAAGGUUACAGAAGGAAGUUGCCAAGCUGAGGGCGCUGAAGCUGCUGUUACUGCCGGUGAACAUGAUGCCUCCCACCACUCUCACCAUGUGUCCUUCUUGCCGGCGAGUGAUCGCCCCCUCGAACUCAUCCAACUUCUCCUCCACCGCCACCACCGCCGCCACCUCUUCGUCUCCACUGGCAAACCACCAGCACCACCACUUGUUCCCCACCGCGGCCUACUCGAGUCCAAAUCCAUGGAUCAUGGCUCCUUUUGGAGCUGCCUAUCUCCAUCAGAGCUCCUAAGUGCUUUCUUAAAUGACAUCUCAAGUUGUUUAAAGUGCUAACUCAAAACUAAGAAACGACCAUCACUGGUGGCUCUAGGAUAUAUGAAAAAAUUUGUACCAAUUGAUGCAAGAAUAUGUUUGUGAUGGGUGAGGGUGAUAAAAUGAAAUCCCGUCCUUUUUUUUGU